CAGGAAACAAAGACACGAAAUUCGCCAGGCCAAUUAAUUCCAAGACCAACAACCAACCACAACCCGUUGGCAUCCAACCAGUCACUUACCUACCUACCUACCUACCUUAGGUAACCACCUAGGUAAUUAACUGUCCUCGAUGCAGCCCUCCGAGGGUGUGGGUUCCAUCAUUACGGCCAAUACUGGCGAUAGUGAGGGGCCCGCUGGUACCUCGGGCCAAGGGUUUACUUUAGCAAAAGACGCGACUUCAAGUGGAAACCAAGCUCUGGAAUUGGAUUCCCGCAGUGCCACUCAUCAUCAAAAAGUCAUCCGGAAGCGGCGAAGGAUUCCACGAGCAUGCGACGACUGCCGACGAAAGAAGAUAAAAUGCGACGGAAAGCAACCAUGCACAAGCUGUGCAGAAUUCAGCUCCGGAUGCACAUAUAAUGCUCAAGUCAUUCGUCCAGGUCCCGCCAAACAGGAGGAGUUGGAAAAAAGGCUCCUGGCCGCCGAAUCCAUCAUUCGUCGCUAUCUGCCUCAGGUCGAUCUGGCAAAUUUGGGCAAUGUGUCGCCCAUGAUUGGACCCGAGCAGGCGCGCGCUCAAUCUGCCAGCGCCGAUGAUGCCGCAGAUGGUCCUCGCUUUAUUCCCUUGGUUGGAAGUGCCGACCAACUCGACUUCACCGAUUCAGGGGAAUACCAAUUUCACGGCAUCUCUUCGGGCGCUGCCUUUUUGAGUCGCAUCUACCAGCAUCUUCCAGGCCUCCUGAGGCAAGACUUUCAGAUGCCGUUUCUGCCGCGGCCCAGUCGUCCGUUUGAUGCGAGACCUCUGGAACUACCAGUGUACUCGACCAACCCCUGGAGGCAGGCAAAUCAUGACUAUUCUCAGCUACCUCCGCGUGAUCUCGCCCGCUCCCUUUGCGAAUGUGCGCUCAACUGGGGCUCGUGCCUCCUCAGAGUUGUUCACGCGCCUACAUUCUGGAUCAUGGUCGAUACGCUCUACAAAGAGCCCACGCAGCUUGACACGAGCCAGCAACGGCGAUCUGUUGGCCUGCUAUUUGCAGUCAUGGCUUUGGGAUCCAUGUAUGAUGUCGACGAGAACGAUCCCAAGAACCCAGAUCACUAUGCCGUCGCCAUAGAACGAGGUCACAAAUAUUACACCUCGGCAAGGCUUUUCUUGCAGGAUAUAACCGAGUGCUCCGACAUGAUCACUCUGCAAGCUAUGGUCUUCCUAAUCCAGUUUCUGCAGGCGACCGGCAACCUCAAUGGCUGCGAUACCUUAAUAGGCAUCGCCCUACGCUCCGCCUUGCGCAUGGGUCUUCACAGAAAUUUGCCUCACAUACCUAUGUCACCCAUCAAGGACGAGACAAGGAGGCGGGUUUUCUACACGAUACGGCAGAUGGAGAUCUAUUUGUCGACUACCCUUGGGCUACCCAUCAUGCUGCAGAGCGGAGAUGUCGACCAGCUUUGGCCCACCGAAGUAGACGACGAAUACAUUCUAGAAGACGGGAUCAGGGCCCCUCCGCCAGGCACGCCUUCAUUUUUUGAGGCCUUCAACGCCCACCUGAAACUGAUGCGGAUGCUUGCCCGCGUCGUGGAGCAUCUCUACCCACCGAAAGAGACGAAUAAAGGGCCCGCCGAUGUCACUUAUAUGAUCAGCUACGCCAGGGUCCGGGAGAUGGAACAGGCCCUUCACGACUGGCACGAAGAACUAGCAGAAACCUGGCGUCCCGGAUCUGAAGAAAAUACAGAAAUCAGUCGACCAUUUUUGCAAUACUAUUCACGGCGGGCAUCAGCAAACGAGACGGCCAAUGAGCGCUGCUUCGCCCUUGCCACCGCCGGGAUCAACGUAUGCCGAAACAUCAUCCACCUUGGGCUUGAAAUUCGACGCCAGGCAGUUCUGGUGGGCCCAUACUGGUUCAUCACAAACACUCAAUUCUUUGCCAUCCUGGCCCUGGUCUCAUAUGUACUGUACAACCAUGAUAAGCCCGAGGCACCCAAGCUGUUUGCCGAGGCGAGGUUGGGAAAGGAGUGCAUAUCGGACUUAGCUCAACGGAGUCUGGCUGCCGAUCGGGUUACUGCCGCUCUGAAUUCACUUUUUGACAAACUCCCAGACCGGCUAUGGAGAACCGACGGCCAAGCGUCAACAAACAACUCAGAUUUCGACUCGAACGCCCGGCCUCCUCAAACCGACAACAUCAGCCCCCCUGAGCAGGCCAAUGUGCAGACAGCAGCCUCGGUGGAAAAAGGCCCUGGUAGGAGCUGCUCUGCUAUCCAUGAGGAUGAACCAGCCACACAUCUUGACGCUUCGAUCCAGAGCCAAGAACAGCAGCUGGCGCCUGAGAACUUGAUGGACUUUCACCUGGAGAAUCCGUUUGCGUACCCUCUUUUUGCAGGAGACAGGCCGGAAGAUGAUGGAUUUUCCUUGUUGGAAGAAGAUGGACUCCAGCUGCCAUUUUUCGAUCUGCACACGGAUCCGGCGGGCCAGCUCCUGCAACCUCAAGAUCUGCUGUUUGGCAUGUCUACAGAUCAAAAUGAUCCUCUGUUUCCGUUUCUAUGAGGGCUUGCACGAUAUAGGGUGGAAAUAGUUUUUUAUCAUUUUACUCACGAGUAGUGUGGCAUGACACUCUUUUGAAAUAAGAACCUUUGAAGAGAUGGAUAUAUCUUGUUUGUAAUGUUGCAGGUGUGGGUAUAUGAAAACAGGACUUAGAUAUACAAGACGCACCACUUAUUCUCAGUAUUGCAUUUUAGAGGGAAAAGCCAAGGGUCAGGUAACAAUGUGAAGCUACUUGUCAUGCAACCCACGACCAGCUUCACAAACCUGGAUAGAACAACCCCACUCCGAUCUGAGGAACUGCGAUGCAGUAAGCCUCCUGGAUGGCACAGGGUCGAGCAUGGAGUAGACGACGUUGCGACAUUCGUCCUAGAACAAGGCCUCCAACGGCGCAUAACCCUCUUCCAACCGCCUACCGAGGACAUAUCUGGUGUAGCACUCAUCGUUGUCCAUGGCGGCGUACCAGAGAUGGCGAAACAGCCGCAUGAACAUGUAAAUGACGCCGCAUGCCCAAA
This is a messenger RNA of Pyricularia grisea, 3045 nucleotides long. RefSeq lists its product as uncharacterized. Gene Ontology annotation, cellular component: nucleus. The transcript has 6 exons. The coding region runs from base 140 to 2536 and encodes 798 amino acids. The record is from RefSeq and is a predicted model, not a curated record. Gene Ontology annotation, biological process: positive regulation of transcription by RNA polymerase II; DNA-templated transcription. Gene Ontology annotation, molecular function: DNA-binding transcription factor activity, RNA polymerase II-specific; sequence-specific DNA binding; zinc ion binding. NCBI's taxonomy places the organism in Eukaryota, Fungi, Ascomycota, Sordariomycetes, Magnaporthales, Pyriculariaceae.